CACUCUGCAGUAGAGUCUUAGCCAUUUUGUCAAGGACGAAGACAGACAAUAUACAUUACAUCAGAGUGAAAUCCCAGUAGAAUCUGGAACAACGUUGAAUAUGUGGUUUUCUUUACUUUCCUGUUGCGUUUUAGCUUGCAUCGCAUUGCCGACCAAUGCUGUUGAUGAGCCCAAAAUUGAAAUUCUACCAAAUACAGAUCCUCUCAAGGUUCUAGAAGGUGGAAAGCUUGAGAUAACUUGUAGAUAUUCCACCAAGGCGGAAAAACCCAACCCCAACUCUUUGAUCAUCAAGAGAUUAGGAGACCGUCAGGGAGAUAUAGCAAAUGCAGUCAAACUGACCAACCUAGGGUUCGACACCCAUCGAUCAACCAGUCCAGGAGCAACACAGUUUGACUGGACCAUCAUCACUCUCAAAGUCUCCAAAUCAGGAUCUAAACUCACCAUUCAGGAUACAGGCCGUUAUUACUGUAUUUAUGAAGAUGUUUACAAAUUUUUUCAAAAAGAUGUGGAUGUCUUUAGAGUUGUGUCCCCAUCGGAGGUUGUGUACAAUGAGACCAGUAGCAAGCUGAGCUGUGUGCCAGAGUUCAGCACAGAAACAACUGCCAAGGACUACACUCUGUCCUGGAGCAAGAAUGGCUCGCAAUCCCUGGGCGACAGUCUGAAAGACAGAUACUCACUGGAAGGGGACAUGGACCAAAACCUUGUUAUCUCCAAACCUGGUCGCAAAUGGGGAGAUCUUGGUCGCUACCAGUGUGUGUUUACAUUUACACCCUCUCAACAGACUGUAACCAACUACGUUGAUCUCAUCGGACCACCCAAGGUCAAUGAAAAGAGCUUUGACCCAUCCAAGAACUAUGUACAGGGAGACAACCUGAUCCUGAAGUGUCCAGUCACUGGAUACCCCUUCCCCACGGUGUCCUGGCUCCGUGACGGUGUCAUGCUGAACGCAGGCGAUCGUGUCGUUAUCAAUGAUGAAGGUUCAGUGCUCAACGGCAAACUGACCAUCUACAGCCUGGAGUUUUCUGAUAAGGGCACCUACAAAUGUAUGGCCAACUCGACCUACGAGGGAUUCCAGUCCGCCCAUGCUACAACAAUUGUCAGAGUGAAGGACCGCCUUGCCGCUUUGUGGCCAUUCUUAGGAAUUGUAGCAGAGGUUAUCAUUCUCUGUAUCAUCAUCUUCAUCUACGAGAAGAGGCGAGGAAAGCAGAUGGAGGAUGAAGCUGAUUCUCCUGACUACCCAGCUAACACUCAGGACCACCGGACUGAUGAGGUGAGACAGAGAAACGUGAGAACCUAAACAUGUCCAUGGAAACAACUCCAGAUGAGGAUUCGGCCGAGUCCCACAGGGCAUUACAGACCCAGGCUUCAGUUUCAACAAGUCUUUUUAAACAUGUCCAAAGCAGUUUGUGAAAUCUUACUUCAUCAGAUUAUCAUUUAAAGAAUAAGCCUGCAGCUCAAAAAAAAUAAUUCAUGUGUGGUAAAAAUGGUUUCAGAUAAAAGGUAAAAUAGCUUUGAAUGGCCGUGAGAGAGGAGUGUGACAGGGUUAACCGGCCUGGGUCUCCGAUAUAUAUGCUGCAGAUGUUUACACUGGCUUGUGUCCGUCUGUCACAUGCAUUUCUUGUGCGUGUUCAGUAAGAAAGUAAAAAAGAUAAAUGUGAUCGUGCGAAAGUUUUUUAAAAGAAUGUAUGUGAUUUAAGAGUGUUUAUGUUAUAUCUUAAUCUGAAAUAAUCAGGGUUCAUUUGUUAUAAUUAUGAUGAUUUUACUUAUACAUGUACCUAAUUUUAUGUGUUAUUUCCACAAAAUCCUGUGUGGAUAAGUAUUUUGUCAGAUUCACGAACUUUAGAGACUUAAUCUAGAUUGCAUAAGAAAUAAUGAAUGUACACAAUGAUAGGGUCCCUGUGUGUGCUUUGAAAGUGCUACCCAACGCAGUAGCUAGAAUGUUUUAAAACAUCUACAAUUAUCAACUGCAAAUACAUAAUUUAAUAUAUAUAGGUGAUUACAGAGUAAAAUUGUUUUUAAUAAAAAAUCUUAUGUUCUAAAAAAUAUUUAAUAAUUUAAGAAAGAAACUGUAGUAUGACAAAUAACAUUGUCAUGCUAAGGCUUGUAUGAAAAUUCACUGGAAGAUACACAAUUUGUGUUGCUCUUACCUCGUGUAUGUGUGACAUUUCCCUUGUAAUUUUAUACUUUAUAUUAACUGGUAUAUGUGGUAUUCAGAUGGACGCUAUCGUGCCGAUUCCAAUUUUGACAUGAUAUUGUGUGUUGAUUGUUACUCAGUGAUGUUCAAUAAUUUAUAAUGUAUAUAAUAAUACUACAAUGUGUGGUAGCUGAUUUUAUCACAUGUUAUUUCUUUUAGUAUUUAGACAAAAUUAAUAAUAAUUAAUAUGAAACAUUUAUACGUUUUUAAUAUUUGUAAAAUUCUCUGAUAAUAAAUCUAUGUGAAUUUGACGCUAGGCAGGCCUUGCAACUAAGUUCGAUAUAUUUUGCUGUCUGAUACAUCUCCAACAAUAUUCUAGAUUUGGAAAUAAGUAAGCCAUUCAAUGAAAUCUAAUUAAUAUAUAUUAAUUCUCUCAAUAGUAAAUAUGACAGCUUUGCAAGAAAGUUUAAGAUAAGCCUAGGAUUCCAUGCAUAUUUAAGAACUAAGCCACCAAUGUGAUGGUUAUGUUCACAUUCUGUCCAGACACCCUAAAGUUUCUUUACAAACAAAAGGACAUUUAAUCUGCCAUCAAAAUCAAGAAUAACUGCACUGAUCCCUUUUUUUUUUCUUUUUUUUUUAGCUUUUCUUUCUUUCUUUUUUUGUUUUCAAAAAUUCAAACUCUUUCUGAAAAUUCUACAGUGCUCGUUGUUAACAUAAAAUUAUGUGGAGUGAAGUUUUGUGAUUAUCGUGUAUCUAAUCUGUAGGCGAAUCGAGUAACCUACUUGGGUAUGUUUCGUGAUUAACGUGUAUCUUAGCAGUAGGCGAAUCGAGUAACCUACUUGGUAUGUUUCGUGAUUAACGUGUAUCUUAGCAGUAGGCGAAUCGAGUAACCUACCUAGAUGUGUUUUUGACUGAUGUUUAUAAACAGUAAAAAGCUUGGCUUGGUUGUCACUUUGUGUUAAAUGUUAAAUAGACGCAAUAUUCUGGAUCUGUCCAAACUUUAUAUUAACUUGCCUGAUAUACAUAAUUACAUAAAUAUUAAGUAGACAUUUGCAAUUCUGUUAGAUAUAUCAACUCUCUACUGAAUCAUUUUAUUUCAUUGUUAGAUUUCUUUUAUUCAAAAUAUUUAUACAGUAUAUAAAUGCUAUUUCUGAAUGUAUUUUCUGAUCCAAUAUCACUGCAGUAAAUCCUAUUAUCAUCAUUUAGAGGACUCGCAUUCAUGUAUGUUUUGUCGUGAUCAUGUUCAACUCUAUAUAGAUUUAGGUAUAUUUUUUAAGUAGAGGAACAGAUAUUGUGGACUAGAUCUAGGAAGUAUUGUUUAUUAGAGGUACAAGAUGAACCUAAUUAAUCCACCAAAUCUUGAUCAAAUGUUAAAUAGGAUAAUAAAACAUAUCAUCCAGAAUAUUGUUGGUGUUUGCUGUCAGUAGCAUGGAUGGUGGAAUGUUGUAUACCAAAAAAUAAUCGAUGGAUUGGUAGGUUCUCAUAAGUUGUAUAUGAUGUACACAAACUUUUCUCUUAUCCUCUUUGCGCCUCCUUGGGUAUGUUUUCAAUAUGCAUGAUUUUAUUUUGAGUUACAUAUUGUGUCGGCUGAUAAAUUUUUACCCUUAUAAAAACGUGUGUUACACUGAUAUACUCCCAUGAUGCUGAUAUUUCACCAUAUUGUUCCAUUCCAUCUCGAGUGAAUCCUCCCGUGUUCCCUCACCAAAGUAGCUUAGUAUAUCUAAAGGUUUAUGCAAGUUUAAAGACAAGACAUUCAAUUGAAUGUUUUUAAUUUAAAAAAGAAGUAGAAAUUGACUUUCUCGAGUAGAAAAAUCAUGAAAUAAGAUAAAACUUUUUUUUUCAUUUGUUAUUUUUUCCUCAUCUUUAGUCGACUUUCCCAUCUUUAUAUUUUGUGAUUAGAUGAUCAGUUUUGUCACAGUGAAAUAAAAUAGAACGUAAGUGAUGUGUUCCCUACUAACUUUGAUAUCGUAUCAUUUGAUUGGCAGUCAGUAGUGAGUGUACAGUAUAGAGUUGAUAGCCGACGAUCAACACUUCAAUCCAUAAAUCCUCGUAACAUUUAAAAAAUUUCCUUGCCCACUUCAUUAGAAACAUAAAACCAAGGCAAUGCUCCUCGUUCGCAGUUCCGCGUAACAUGCUGUCCAUUCUUGGUAAAUGCAUAUAAACGUUGGUGAGGUAAUUCGGCAGUUUUAUAAAACAGUACAUACAUGAGGAUUUAGGUUCAGUAUUUCGUGUUUUUACUCAAGGAAAGUUUUGUAGUGGAAGUAAAAUGCUGGUGUUUGAUCAUCUAAACCUGCUUGAGAGAGUUCUAGGCAGAAGUUCCUUAACAUGUUGAAAUGUAAUAUAUUAGUGAUUCAAUAAAAAAAAAAUGAAAAUGUAA
Molecule: messenger RNA, 4511 nt
Organism: Pecten maximus
Lineage: Eukaryota; Metazoa; Mollusca; Bivalvia; Pectinida; Pectinidae
Product: basigin-like
Exons: 8
Coding region: 101-1297 (398 amino acids)
Biological process (GO): dendrite self-avoidance; axon guidance; homophilic cell-cell adhesion
Cellular component (GO): axon; plasma membrane
Molecular function (GO): cell-cell adhesion mediator activity
Source: RefSeq, a predicted model, not a curated record